This is a messenger RNA of Bipolaris victoriae FI3, 1230 nucleotides long. RefSeq lists its product as hypothetical. Lineage: Eukaryota; Fungi; Ascomycota; Dothideomycetes; Pleosporales; Pleosporaceae. The transcript is spliced from 8 exons. The record is from RefSeq and is a predicted model, not a curated record. Bases 1 to 1230 code for a protein of 409 amino acids.
AUGGACGGGUCGAGGGUGGACGGACCAGGCGUGUGGUGGAGGUUGAGCAAGCACGGAUGCUCGGAGUUUGGGUGGGUGCCCCUCGUCGACGGGGACCGGGUCGCAGCGCACACACACAGGCACGGGAGCCGCAGAAGACGGACAGCAAUAGGAAGGGCUGGGAGUGGGGAUGAUGAGCAGGCGCAGCCAGCAGAAUGCUCGGAGGGGGGUGAUGGUGUGGUGGGGUGGGGGGAAAUGCAGGAGAGCGGGAUUCGAGACAAAGUCACGAUUGCGUCGCGGCUAGAUGGUCGGAGGGGUUGGCUGGGAAGGCCGGUAGUAGUAGUAGUAGUAGUAGUAGCACAAGCAAGAGCGAGUAAGUAUGGAGAGAGUAAGGCACAGGACGGACGGCAUGCUAGCAGGCCUGGCCUGGCCCAGCAGCAGCAGCAGCAGCAAGCACCUGGGCUGGGGUUUACUUACUUACAGCAGCAAUUAUGUAGACGACGAGCAGGCAGACGAACGACUAGCAUCCGUCGCUCUGCCGGACUUGAGCGACUCGAUCACCGACUGGCCGUGUCGCCUCGUACCACAGCGACCCGAUGCCCGGUGCCCUUCGUGGUUGUGGCUGUGGUUAUGGUUGUGGUCGUGAUCGUAGUCGAGGUCGAUGCUUCUGCUCCUUACCACUGCUGCUGGUAUUGCUGGUGCUGCUGGCCAAAAAAAAACAGGCGGGUAAGGCGGCCUCGUCACCUCAUGAGCCUGGCUGUCGAGGCGGACCAAGGCCCCAACUGGCUCGGCCACUGGCUCAUAACCCUACCCUACCUGGCCCUAACUAACACUGCGGACGUACGCGGGACGAUUCCUUUAGAUCGCAAGGGCCAUGGUCAUCUGCGCCUCUUCACCAUCGCCGGGACAAAAGUGCCUGUAGGCGGACUCGCCUGGAUGCGUGAAACAGGCCAAGCCAGCUGGCGCCAGCGGCGGUGGCAUGCUGCAUGGCCCACGCUUGGUGUUGAGGGGCAAUCCUCGCACGCCGCCCCAUUACUCGCUACUACUUACUUUACUUACUGCUACCGCUACCGCUACCGCUACCGCCCACACGCUAGUCUUGCCCACUCCACCUUCCCUCUCCCACCCACCACUACCCCGCCAUGUGACGCAACCCAUCCCCCUCCGUCCCUGUCUGCACUACGUCUCCCCCUACGCUACGCUACGCUACACUACACUACACUACACAAGCACACGCCGUACAAAGUGUAA